GCUCUUUAUUCCACAGAUAAACACACUAAAGAAAGAAAGAAAGAGCUCGCGUAUGAUGUGUUUGUGUAUCCUCAGUGUUUUUCUCUCUUCAGUGUUUUAAACAGAGUCUUGUCUCUGUGUAUUUUAGUGUUGAUGAUGAUGGAUGUGAUGUGCUGUAAAUCAGGAACUGAUCAGGACUUACAGAAUGAGGAAUCUACUGAUCAAACCUUUACAGAGUCUCUGGAUUCUGUCUGGAACGCUGGAGAACAGCAGCAGAUCCUGCACACCAAACUCAACAUGUGUUCAGUCAAACUCAUCGACUGCACAAACCUCAUGAUAGAGAUAAAAACUGAACCUACAGAAAUAAAAACUGAACCUACAGAAAUAAAAACUCAACCAACAGAAGUGAAAACUGAACCCACAGAAGAGGAAGAAGAUGAAAAUGAGUGUUGUGGUGAUGAUUUUAUUCUUUCAGAUAUUUCAGAAAUAAAAACUGAACCCACAGAAGAGGAAGAUCGCAAUGAUGAUUUUAUUCCUUCAGAUGAGAAGAGUGAUUCACGUUCUGAGGGAGAAAUAACAUCGUCAACAUCAAAAGAAAGACAUUUAAAGAGACAUGAGAGAAAACACACAGAACAGAAACUCUUCACCUGCAGGAGAUGUAAGAUCAGCUUUACUACCUUACAAGAACAGAGACGUCAUUCAGAAGAGCACAGAGAGAGGAAUCAGUUUCACUGUCACCAGUGUGGAAGAGAUUUUGACUUCUUGUCUCAGCUGAAAGUUCACAUGAGGACACACAGUGGUGAAAAGCCUUUCCAAUGCACUGAAUGUGGCAAAUAUUUUAGCACCAAACAAAAUCUUGAUGCUCAUCAGAGAAUUCACACAGGAGUAAAACCAUACAAGUGUCCUCACUGUUAUAAAGGUUUCUGUAAGAAAUCUUAUCUGAUCAUCCAUGAGAGAAUUCACACUGAAGAGAACCCUUACAAAUGCUCUCAGUGUGAGAAAAUGUUUGCUAAUUCAAGUACCUUAAUAGCCCAUGAGAGAGUUCAUAAUGGAGAGAAACCUCAUCACUGUAGUGUUUGUGGGAAGAGUUUUAAUCAACGUGAUUAUUUACUGAGACACCAGAAAACUCAUACAGGUGAAAAACCUUACAAAUGCUCUCAGUGUGAGAAGACAUUUGCUCAGUCAGGUCACUUAAAAAUCCACGAGAUAGUUCAUUCUGGAGAGAAACCUCAUCACUGUAGUGUUUGUGGGAAGAGUUUCAGUCGACCGCACAGUUUAGUGUCACACCAGAGAAUUCAUACAGGUGAAAAACCUUACAAAUGCUCUCAUUGUGAGAAGACGUUUACUCAUUUCGGUUCCCUGAAAGCCCAUCAGAGAGUUCACACUGGAGAGAAACCUCAUUACUGUAGUGUUUGUGGGAAGAGUUUCAGUCAACAUUACAGUUUAGUGACACACCAGAGAACUCAUACAGGUGAAAAGCCUUACAAAUGCUCUCAGUGUGAGAAAGCGUUUGCUCAGUCAGGCCAAUUAAAAGUUCAUCAGAGAGUUCACACUAGAGGGAAACCUUAACACUUCUCGGUCUGUGAAGAGAAAUUUACUGUAUUAGGAAGUUUUCAGACUCAUCAGAAGAAACAUACUGAAAAGUGGUGUAAGACCGACACCAGGGAUCCUGCGGUGACAGAAUUUUCUCAUUGACUCAACAUCUGAAAUCUUUCUCAAAGGGUUUACAUCUAUCUCCAAGACAACAACCCCAUUGUGUGGAGACAAAAGAGUCACCUCACCAAGAUUACUUGCGUCUGUUCUCCUUCUUCACCCCCUCCUCAUCCUCUCAGCUUAGAGCAUCUGAAAGCUGACCUGAAACAGCUGACCAUGAACUGUGUAUGAAAUGUUACAUUCAAGAGACUGAAUCUGAGUCAUGUUUUAUAUCAUUUGAAAUGUCUCGGUACAAUGGUCUCACUCCCAUAACAACAGAAUUCAAUUAAAAAGUGUAACGGCAAACUUCACUCAAUGUUAAGAGACACCUCCCACCUUAGACAUAUAAACCAAUCACCCAUGAGGUGAAGACCCUGUGUCCACAAGACCCAAUUAAUACCAAAUUCAUAACAUUUACAAUGCUUUGUUCUCUUUGGAUAUUUAAGGAAAGUUUCCAGAAAGUUCAGAGGAAUUUUCUAUAUUUUAAAUCGAACCCCCGUUGUGCUGUGCGUUCUUUCUGAUGUACAUCACGUAUCUCUUUAUUUCACUUUGGAAUUCUGUAGCCAGAUGAUUUUCAUAUGAUUACAGCUGUUUAUUUAUUUAUGCUUUUAAUUUCAACUGGAUCAUGAAUUAACUUUUAUAUUAUGAUGAUCUUAUUUUGGAUUUAUUCAGCAUUAAUCUGAUUUAUUGAGAAGUAAAUUUGAUUUAUCCUUUGUUACCGCAAAUCUACGACCAGGAUAAAGUUAGCCUAUUGUCUGCCAUUUGGUUCAUUUUAUGGUCUGACGAACCUCUUAAUCAAUAGGGUUCAUUUUGGUGUAUCAUCUGCCUUUUCAGUUUACUUAUUUGGUGUGAAAAACCACCUUAUCUUUAAGUAUUGGCAUAUCUGGCAGCCUUUAAUUAUUCGCUCUGACAAACCUCUUAACUCAUAACUAGUUGCAUGGUCAAGUUUGUGACCGAGAGCCUGCAGCAGCUGAUCCAAAGACUGUAUGCGACACUGAAAACCAAUUGAACGAGUCAAUAAUAUAAUGAUUUAAAGUAGAUUGACCAAUUUAGCUAAAUUACACGAUUAUCAAAAAUAUUUAUUUAAUCCGUAUUACAAACAGCGUGUGACUCUUGUGAGUGACUCUAACUCUUUGGGAGUCUAGAUUAAUAAAAUGAUCUAAAUUCAAAUCUUUCAAAAAAAAAGAAGAAGGGGUGUGUCCUGGCAUCCUGGCCAAACCUGCCCCUUAUAUACUAAUUAGCUAUAUACCGCUGUCUCCUCUCCAGUAAUAAUCUGAAGUGUGGUGUGUAUUCUGGUGCUAUAUGUUUGCCGUUGCAUCAUCCAGAUGGAUGCUGCACAUUGGUGGUGGUUGAAAAGAAUCACCCUUUAAUAUGUAAAGCACUUUGAGUGCUGCAGAAAAACGCUAUAUAAAUGUAACACUAUUAUUAUUAUUAUAUAAUUACAUACAGUAAAAUACGUAAUCAAUAAACCGGCCAUGCAGAAAACUGCAUUUAUGUGGGAUUUAGAGGUUUGUCAAGUUUCUCACAGGCAAUAGCAUCACUGCCUAUAGUACAUAUUUGUUCAAAAACUGUUUUAUCUCCUCUCUUAUACCACAGGCCUGUUAAAUGCUUUAUUAAAAAAUGUCUGUGGUAACCUUGGUAUAAGAAGAAUAAUUGACUCCUUUUGAAUUAUUUGAAAAUAAUGCACACCUGUUUCACGUCGUGCUGCAUUACCACCUUGGGUGUGCAUUAUUUUCUAAUAAACAGUCCGUCGUCAAUUAUAUCUUACAUGUCUGCAGAACUUUUAAAUCUAACAUGAGCUUUUAUCUUUGCUGUUUCUCUGGCAACUGCUUGAGCAACAGAUUUAGUUCUGGGGACACCAAAGACUUCUUAAGAAAAUCUCCCCUUCAAAACUACAUAUUAAAGGAGUCAUAUUAUGAGAUUGUUUUAAAAUGUAAAAUAAGGUUUUGGUGUCCCCAGAGUGAAGUUUAAGCUCAAAAUACCUCACACACAAUUUAUUAUAAGGGUAAAAAUGGCAUGUUGGGUGUGCUCUUUAAAAUGCAAAUGAGGUAAUAAAAUGCAAACACUGAUCGCCAGGCCCGGAUUCGCCAUUGGGUGGAAAGGGGAAAAUUCCAGGUGGGCCGGUCUGUUUUUUUUUCAUGAAGGUCCAGUGAUGUCAUGCCACCGGGUUGAAGUUUGCUGUACCUAGGCUGUCGGCACUCGCAAUAUUAUCCAGCCCCACUCACCCAUUUAUGCCCAAAUUGAUUGUGUCCAGAGUCCCGACCACUUAUUAGAAGAAUUCUUGCAUUAUAGUAGGGUCCAUUACUAUCUAAAAUGCAAUGAACCCCAGGACCUGCUGCUUUCUUCUGCUUUUCAAAGCGCUCACCUGUGAACACAAAUUUUGUUUCAGAAGUGUCUGUAUUUGAGUGCGAUUGCUGCGCGUUUAAAUUUUAAAGCCUAAACUUGAGCGUGACUUGAAACGAACGGCCUCUUAAAGGAAAAUUAUCUACAAAUUGUAGUUCAAAUCUAUGUAACAAUGAAUUGUCAUUAUCGUCUAUUGCAAGAGUAACAAAAAAUGAUUUGAUGCCAAGUUCAUCCAGUUUAUAGGAAAAAGUAAGUUUCAGAUGAAUAUAAUGUUUUCUUAAGCAACAUUUUGAAAGUCUAUUGCAAUGCAUAACUGGCUGUACAUCCAAACCCCUACAGAUGAUUUAGAAUGCAGCAGCAAGAUGGUGCACGUCACUCCUGUCUUUGUGAAGCUACACUGGCUUCCUAUAGCAGCUCGCAUCAAAUUUAAAGCUCUGCUCCUAGCCUUUAAAACGGUUCCCUGUGGAUUCAGCCAUUUGGUGCUGGUCUUACAAAUAUCUUUUGUCAGGGUUUGGCACCACCUUACACCUGGCAGUGAACUUUGAGCUUUAUCAUUUUACAGAUAUUAUUUAUGCUAUUAUAGCAACAUUACACAAUAACUAGGGUUUAAAAAUGGAAUCAGGAAGAACGUGACCUUUAAAAUGUACUAACUUUCAGUCUAUAAGCAGCGUUUUUUUUUCAUAACUUGGCUGUGGCUGCGUCUUAUAGUCAGGUGUGCCUUGUAAGUCAGUAUGAAUUAAUUUUUACAUUUAUGAGGCAAGAGACAAUAUUACCUUCCACAGCCACGAGAGUCCGCCAUAUGCUACUUCUGUAUAUGUAAUUCUAAGGAUUCAGUGAUGUGGAAUGACGAGUACUUCACGCUAGUUGGCUUGUUUGGUUAAUUUAGCCCAGUGGUUUUCAAACUAGGGGCCGCGAGAUGGUGCCAGGGGGGCCCCAGUUUUAUGACAUUUUAUAAAAUACAUUAAUUUAUCAUGAAUUCUGUGUAAUUAAACCUAAAAAAUUAUAAGCCAUCUAACCAAGAGCACUACUAGGUAUAAUUUUAUAUGUUUUGUUUAAUUAAAAUAUAACAUUUUAAAACGUUUUUUUUGUCAUACAUUUUCUUUCGAGGGGCCGCUAAAAAUGCACUGUACACAAGGGGGGCCACACGCUGAAAAAGUUUGGGAACCACUGAUUUAGCCUAUUCAACCUUCCAGGUAAGUUCUGUAUGCUAUGGUUUAUCGUUUAAAUAACUGAUAAUAUUACUUUAACGUUCAGCCAUCUGUUCUGUCUGCUAUUGUUUAGUUGAAUUACUUGCCUUUCCAAAUUAAAUGUCUGUUCUUCGGCUUGGAUUUUGUGAAAUAAUUUUCUAAAUAAACGUGACGUAUAGUCUACUGUGACUUAUAAUGUUUUUUCUUCUUAAUGACACAUUUUUAAAUGAUGCGGCUUAUACUCCGGUGCGGCUUAUAGUCCGGAAAGUACGGUAUAUAGUGUUAAACUUGAUCUGACUAUUUCUAGUGCACUUAUGUAUUGCUGUUCUUGUGUUGCUCUAAGUUCUUCUAUUGUUUACCUCAUUUGUAAGUCGCUUUGGACAAAAGCAUUUGCUAAAUUUCUAAAUGUAAAUGUAAAUAUUUGUUCUUUUUUAAAGUAGACCUAUCUUCUGUUAUUUGGCAAUGCUGUAUACAUAAUCCUAGAUAGAAAUAUAGCAGAAAACAUUUGUUCCCUUUUAGUAGUGUUUGAAUAAUAUUAUUUGAAUAAUAUUCAAAUAUAAUAGGGCUGCGCAAAUGUGGCAAAAAUCUAGGUCUAAAAAUCUAUUAUUGUAAUUGGCCUUGCUACCUAUGUCACAAAACAGGCAAAAUCUGAAUUACCUAAUUUUCCCACAUACCUGCAGAGAAUGGUUUACCAAAACCAGUGGGUUGAUCUUUUUA
Molecule: messenger RNA, 5918 nt
Organism: Misgurnus anguillicaudatus (oriental weatherfish)
Lineage: Eukaryota; Metazoa; Chordata; Actinopteri; Cypriniformes; Cobitidae
Biological process (GO): regulation of transcription by RNA polymerase II
Cellular component (GO): nucleus
Molecular function (GO): DNA-binding transcription factor activity, RNA polymerase II-specific; sequence-specific DNA binding
Source: RefSeq, a predicted model, not a curated record